Molecule: messenger RNA, 1686 nt
Organism: Coregonus clupeaformis (lake whitefish)
Lineage: Eukaryota; Metazoa; Chordata; Actinopteri; Salmoniformes; Salmonidae
Gene: syt8
Product: synaptotagmin VIII
Exons: 8
Coding region: 24-1232 (402 amino acids)
Biological process (GO): calcium ion-regulated exocytosis of neurotransmitter; regulation of dopamine secretion; cellular response to calcium ion
Cellular component (GO): axon; synaptic vesicle membrane; dense core granule
Molecular function (GO): calcium-dependent phospholipid binding; phosphatidylserine binding; clathrin binding
Source: RefSeq, a predicted model, not a curated record
GCUAUUCACCCUAUACAUACAUCAUGUUUCCUAAAACCCCAUUAGCAAACAGCAACAUAAGCCCUACCACUACUAAUAAAAAAACUACUGCCAGCCCCACUAACGCCGCACUCGGGUUCAUAGACCAGCUGCUGAACAAGAUUCCCUUGCCAAGAUGGGCUAUUUACAUCAUCUUUACCGUCAUCGUCUUGCUGAUUUUGGUGUGUAUUAUUUGGGUCUGUGUGAAAUGCUGUUGCAAGAGCAAGAAAGAGAGAAAGAACAAGCCGGACCAUCAGAUCAAUCUACAAGGGGUGACUGGUUCCACGACUACAUCGCUAGUCCAACCUGGCUCGGAUGAUGCAGACUAUGGCUCAGCUAAAAACCGGGGAAGACUACUCUACUCUCUGGAAUACAAGGCACAAGAGCUGACCGUGGGGAUUAAACAGGCUGCAGCGCUGCCAGCUAUGGACCUGGGUGGCACCUCUGACCCCUAUAUUAAAGUCUACAUUACCCCCAAAAAGUCAAAGACAUUAGAGACUAAGGUCUACAGGAAAACCCUUAACCCCGUUUUCAAUGAACACUUCAAAUUUGAGAUUGACAAAGCUGAGCUCAAUGAGUCCACCAUAGUCAUGAAGGUGUUCGACUUCGAUAGGUUCUCUAAACACGACAUCAUUGGGGAGCUGAGGCUGCAGCUCGGAACCAUCGACUGGAACCAUGUGAUCGAGGAGUGGAAAGACCUUAGUGAACCCUCCAAGUCUGAGGAUAUAAUUCUGGGGGAGAUCUGCUUCUCGUUGCGUUACGUCCCCACCACCAGCAAACUGACUGUUGUCAUCCUGGAAGCCAAGAACCUAAAGAGUAUGGAUGUAGGGGGCUCAUCAGAUCCCUAUGUAAAAGUGCAGCUAGCUCUGGACAAGAAGAAGUGGAAGAGAAAGAAGACGUCUGUUAAAAAGUGCACACAAAAUCCCUACUUCAACGAAUCUUUUACAUUCGUGGUGUCUUUUGAACAAAUUCAAAAGGUUCAGCUGGUGAUUUCCGUGUGGGACCAUGACAAGUUUACCAGGAACGAUGCUAUUGGGAAGAUCUUCCUGGGUUGUGAUGCUGCAGGGAACCAGCUGAGGCACUGGGCAGACAUGCUGUCCAAUCCCCGUAAGCCUGUGGCCCAGUGGCACAACCUGUUUUCCAGCGAACAGGUGGACUCCACCCUCGACCUCAAACACUCAGUCAGGAUCCCCUUCAUUAAUAAGAACUUUUGAGAAAACUUAGACUCACUUGCCAGACUCAUGGCACUUCAGCGGUUGUGGGAAGAGGCUAGAAAGAAAUCCUCUUCAGUGGCCUGACAUAACCAGCUUCCGUCCUCUACUUCAAUAAGCUAAUAGCAGCUUGGAGGCUCUUGCACUUUUAAACGCUGAAAAAUAUUCCAAUAUGUAUGCUGGACAUUCGGAUUUAAAUAGUUGAUGUAUAUGCUGCAAUUUUUAUAGACAUUUCAUGAAAUGAAUCCGUGAUAGGUCCAACUAUUUUCUAUGUAGCCCAUUGAUUAUUGGUUUUAUAAUCAAGCUGAAUAUAGCAUUACAGUCAAACUUGAAUGCUGCACAUACAGUAUGACUAGCAUACAAAAAGACCCCAUGUUGAUUUUAAGAUUGUGUUCAUUUCAAAUGUCAUUACUAUACUGAACAAAAAUAUAAACGCAACAUACACCAAUUUCAACAA